This is a messenger RNA of Phalaenopsis equestris, 598 nucleotides long. Its product is annotated as extensin-2-like. Bases 1 to 531 code for a protein of 176 amino acids. The transcript is spliced from 2 exons. Lineage: Eukaryota; Viridiplantae; Streptophyta; Magnoliopsida; Asparagales; Orchidaceae. The record is from RefSeq and is a predicted model, not a curated record.
AUGGAAACUCUCAUCCUCCUCGUCCUCUGUUCAUCGCCGGUUUUCAUCUCCCUUCCGCCAGCAAGCGCCAAACUAGCCGCAGUAAUCAAGGACGACCAGACAUUGCCGGCAGCGCCACCGAAUGUCGCCUGCUCAAUGUGCUAUUACUGCAACAAUCCAUGCCUUCCACUCCCAUCUCCUCCACCGCCGGUGAUCGCACUGUCCGCCGCCGCCGCCGCCCCCCCGACGCCUAACUUACCGAUCUAUUACUACUCUCCGCCGCCGCCAACAUCGUGGCAGCCAUCAGGCGGCUCAGUAUACGCUCCCCCGCUUCAGCCGGACGUCGGCGGCGGAUCCAUUUGCGGGAGUUGUAAUGCUUACGGCGGAAGCGGUUACCAAACUCCGCCGCCGCCGAACCCCAUUCUGCCGUACUAUCCGUUCUAUUUUUACAGUCCACCUCUCGCAGGGGAAUCCGCUGGGAACCGUCGGUGGAUGCCUCUGCGUUAUUGCUCCCCUGUUCUGCUUCUUUUUCUAGCGUUUUUCUUCUCUUAAUUGAUAUUAUGACUGUUUUUUCUUUUUCAUAAGAGAAGAAUGGAAUGAUUCAAUUGAAAUUUUCUUA